AUGUUCGAUUAUUCUACUGAAGCUGAAGCAGUAGAUGAUGAUGAUGAUAAUGAAUUCGAUCUGGAAGAAGAAGAGGAGGAAGAGGAGGAAAAACAAGAAGAAGACGAUGACAACGAUAAUCAUGUCAACCAACUUAAUGAUUAUGAACAAAUAAAUGAUGACAACAUUGCUGACCACGAAGAUAACAAUGAAUAUAAUAUGAAGACUAUAAAAACGAAUUUUAAUAAUAUGAAAAUUUUCGAUGAAAUUGAACUUUCUCGAAGAGAUUCUUAUUUUAAAAUGAAGAUAAAUGAUAGUUACAAAUACGUUCAUAAACAAUCGGCGUGUUGGUUACUAACGGAUAG
Molecule: messenger RNA, 344 nt
Organism: Adineta ricciae
Lineage: Eukaryota; Metazoa; Rotifera; Eurotatoria; Adinetida; Adinetidae
Source: the annotation of a GenBank genome assembly